Molecule: messenger RNA, 2839 nt
Organism: Etheostoma cragini (Arkansas darter)
Lineage: Eukaryota; Metazoa; Chordata; Actinopteri; Perciformes; Percidae
Product: hsFATP2a_ACSVL_like domain-containing protein
Exons: 10
Coding region: 114-1976 (620 amino acids)
Molecular function (GO): long-chain fatty acid-CoA ligase activity; long-chain fatty acid transmembrane transporter activity
Source: RefSeq, a predicted model, not a curated record
CCCGGGCUGAGUGGGUGAACUUUGUCACAAAUCUUUCUCACUGACUUGCAUAACAGCAUCCAGAGCUGCCUCUCCGUGACAGAUGUGUCCUGCUGCCUAGUGCGCUCUGCAAAAUGUACAUCUGCUUCACCGUUUUUGCCGGACUGGCUAUUCUGUGCUUCUUUUUUCUCAGGACACGUUUCCCUUACUUGGGCGAUGACUGCGCGUACAUCCUGAGGAGCAUAAAACUUGGCUUCAGGCUCAUCAAGUACAAGCAGGUCAAACCUUUUUACAGCGUGUUGGACUGCUUCUUGGAUGCAGCGAAGAGACAUCCCAGUAAGAUCUUUCUGCACUUUGAAGGACGAGAAUAUACUUAUGGAGAAGUAGAUAAAGUGAGCAACAAAGUAGCCAGAGCUCUGCAGGCUGAAGCCCGGCUGAAGGAGGGGGACGUGGUCGCCUUGUUCCUGGCCAACGAGCCCAGUUUCGUGUGGACUUGGAUCGGUUUGGCCAAGCUGGGCUGCCCGGCUGCUCUGCUCAACUUUAACAUCAGAUCCAAGUCUCUGUUGCACUGUUUCUCUUGCUGCGGGGCCAAAGUGAUCAUUGCCUCUUCAGAGCUGCAGGAUGCUGUGGAGGAGGUUUUACCCACACUGAGAGAGCAAGGCAUCAGUGUGUAUCUACUGUCAGAGGCCUGCAGCGUUCAGGGCAUCAACACUUUGUCCGACAAGAUCUCCCAGGCCUCGGAUCAGCCGCUGUCCCGGGACCUCAGAGCCAACGUCAACAUCAGGAGCACUGCUCUGUACAUCUACACGUCGGGCACCACAGGUUUGCCUAAAGCCGCCGUUGUCACCCAGGAGAGGGUCUGGGCAGCCUCCUUCAUCCAAGCGGCAUGUGGAAUCACAUCAGAGGACAUCUUCUACGUCAACCUGCCUCUCUAUCACAGUGCAGGCUUUCUCAUCGGGAUGGUCGGAUCCAUCGAGAGAGGUAACACCAUCGUUUUGAAGAGAAAGUUCUCUGCCUCUCAGUUCUGGAGCGACUGCAGGAAGUACAAUGUGACCGUGAUGCAGUACAUCGGGGAAACAAUGCGCUACCUCUGCAACACGCCCAAGAAAGACAAUGAGAAGAACCACAAAGUAAAGAUUGCCAUCGGGAAUGGAGUCCGGACAGACAUUUGGUCGGAGUUUCUGAAUCGCUUCGGGGACAUUAAAGUUAGAGAGUUGUACGCGGCCACAGAGGGAAACAUCGGCUUUAUCAAUUACACGUCCAAGAUCGGUGCAGUGGGGCGAGUCAAUUUUGUUCACAGGUUUUUCUUCCCAUUUACUUUGAUCAAGUUUGACAUUGAGAAGGAGGAGCCGGUCAGGAACUCUGAGGGUUUGUGCAUGGAGGCAGCCAGAGGUGAGACGGGACUUUUGGUGGGAAAGGUUACUCAGAGGUCUCCCUUUGUUGGGUACGCUGGCAACCAGCAACAGACCGAGAAGAAGAGGCUUCGCGACGUGUUGAAAAAAGGCGACCUCUACUUCAACACCGGAGAUUUGCUUCUUUUUGAUCACAUGAACUUUGUGUACUUUCAGGAUCGAGUUGGUGACACUUUCAGAUGGAAAGGAGAAAACGUCGCCACAUCGGAGGUGGCAGACAUUCUCACAAUGGCUCCUUGCAUUUUGGAGGCAAAUGUCUACGGUGUUAAAGUUGAAGGUCAUGAGGGGCGGGUCGGCAUGGCAGCUGUCCUUUUGAAAGAAGGAGCAGAUUUCGACUGUUUGCAGACCUACAAGCAGGUCGUCAACUACCUCCCAGCGUACGCAAGACCUCGAUUCAUCAGGAUUCAGCCCUGCCUGGAGAUGACAGGAACAUUCAAGAUGAAGAAAGUGAAGUUGGUGGAGGAGGGAUUCAACCCAGCUCACAUGGAAGAUCCUUUAUACUUUUUAGAUACUGAGAAAAAGACGUACGUUCCUCUGACUGAGGACAUCUACAGAGGGAUCACUUGCAGGGAAAUAAAACUCUAACACAGAAACGUUAGUACUCAGAAAUGCAGACGACCUGUUUGUUUACACAGAUGUAACAUCUCAUUCACAGACCUUUUGUAAUACUUAAUCUCAGGGACAGACUGACUUUGAAACGUAACCUGUUUUAAGAUCCUUUUUUUAAUUAACACAACUACCUUUGCUUUUACAGUUUUUGUAAAUGUAUUCCAUAAUGACAAUAUGAUCUACAGCCAUGUGUUACUGCCACUGUUGUACUUUUAAUAAUUAAACUCUGGUUGUCUUUUUUUCCCCGACUUAAUUUAUGACUCUUCAGAUAAAUUGUAGCAUUUCAAAUUUUUAGGGAACAAUAAAAAAAGAUUGUAUUAGACUGAAACUACUUAUUCAAGCUAGAUAUUACACAGAUGUACAUGCAGACUUAUGUGUGUUACAUAUUGGUACAAUCUGUGAUGGAUUUAUCUUUGAACUUUUGCACUUAUGUUCAACCUGUGCGUUUCUUUAUCAGCUUGUGUGCACUAACAUUACAUACUGUUCUGACUAGAGCUGUAUUGUGUAAAGUAAGUGACGGAGCGUUUGGGUCUUUAGGUUAUUCUGCUCCUAAAUUCUCUCUAAAUCUUGGCGCCUCCGUAAUGUACUCCUGCAUCUGCGUUUAUAGACAGGGCAACCUUCUGAAUCUGAUGGGUUGGUUCACUCAUACAACCUUUGACACACAUUAAUACUUAGACUUUGUCACAAGCUUAGUCACAUGGCAAAAAUGUUGAAAUCAGCGGGUUUCAGAAAACUGAAAGUAAAGACACUCAGACAACAACAUGGACUUGUCUCAUUGUUACUAAAUUUUACUCCAAUUGGUCCAGUACACUCGUGUGAUGUGGAAACUUGUACAAAUA